AAUCAAACAGGUUACCGACGUUGUACAGUACGUGUUUGUAGAGAUUUCACCUCGCUUCUUUCGUUAAACAAACACAAUUGAAAGUAAGCAAAUGGCUAGAAUGCUGAGCAAGGAUCUUCUGGAUAUCGAGUGUAUACUGGCCCUGAACCCCAGGGUGAAGAGCCACGCGUCGCUCCGCUCCACGGCCGCCAAGCAGGCGGAGAAGAAGCACUGGAAGAGGAACCCGGAGAAGGGCUGUGACAGCUGUGUGAAGCUGGAGAACAAUUUUGAUGACAUCAAACACACAACUCUGAGCGAGCGCGGGGCUCUUCGAGAAGCUACGAGGUAA
Messenger RNA from Osmerus eperlanus (European smelt), 328 nucleotides. RefSeq names its product dihydropyrimidine dehydrogenase [NADP(+)]-like. NCBI's taxonomy places the organism in Eukaryota, Metazoa, Chordata, Actinopteri, Osmeriformes, Osmeridae. The record is from RefSeq and is a predicted model, not a curated record. Gene Ontology annotation, biological process: uracil catabolic process; thymine catabolic process. The transcript has 3 exons. Gene Ontology annotation, molecular function: iron-sulfur cluster binding; NADP binding; dihydropyrimidine dehydrogenase (NADP+) activity. Bases 92 to 328 code for a protein of 78 amino acids. Gene Ontology annotation, cellular component: cytosol.